UCUUGUUGCGUUGCUGGUGCAAGCCCCUCUUCCAGAAGAACUGCUCUUGCCUGUCUCCGCCUCCGCGGGAACAGCCGAAGGGGGGUGCGGAGCGAUAAAAAUUUAUGUUUUCAUCAAACCGGGCCAAGGAGAAUGGGGGUCCCACACCCAAAAGAAUGAAGACACGACAGAACAAGGACUCGAUGUCAAUGCGGAGUGGACGGAAGAAAGAGACUCCAGGGCCCCGAGAGGAGCUCAGGUCACGGGGUCGAGCUUCCCCCGGGGGCGUCAGCACCUCCAGCAGCGAUGGCAAGGCUGAGAAAUCCCGACAAGCAACAAAGAAAGGCCGGGUGGAGGAAUCCUGUACCCCCAAGGGCAGCAAGCAGGGCCGAACAGAAGAGAUCUCAGAGAGCGAAGGGGAGGACACCAACGCUCCCAAAAAAACCAAAACCGAGGAGCUGCCCUGCCCUCCAUCCCCAUCCGAUGUUGACAGCCUUGACGGCCACAGCUUCAACGAUGAGAUGAGCAGCGACCCACGGGACAUUGACCAGGAUAACAGGAGCACUUCACCCAGCGUCUACAGCCCUGGCAGCGUGGAGAAUGACUCCGACUCCUCCUCGGUGCUGUCCCAGGGGCCCUCUCACUCCUACCACCACCCUCCUCCGGUAGCUCCCCCUCCCGACAGCCUGGCCCGUCCACCCGAGCCCAGCUUUGGGCUCCCGGGUGAGGUGCACCCCCAGGGACCCCCCGCAGGGAGCUACCACUCCCAGCUGGAGGGCCAGGCCUCCCGCAUUUUCCAGGCUCAAGCCCCGCAGACACCCGCCUCCUCCUCCUCUGCUGUUGCUGCCCCUUCCGCUCCCUCUUCCUCCUCCUCCUCUUCCUCUUCUUCCUCCUCCUCCUCCUCCGCCCAUGCUCCUCUUUACCCUACGGCCAACGUGGUCCAGGUUGGGGCCAAAAUUGCCGGUGGAGUUGGGGGGCUCUCAGCACCAGGGGGUCGCGAGCAGACCCUCAGCGCCAAGCACAAUCCGCCACCCACCACCCCCAUCUCGCUGGCGUCAGUGGUCGGGGGGCUCCCCCCUCAAAAGACGCCCCCAGCCAACCCUCCGGCCGCCCCGCCGGCUUCGGCCCCUUCCUUCCCCCACGUCUCCGCCAAUCUGCCUCCCCCUCCAGCCCUGCGCCCGCUCAACAACCCGGUGGCCGCCUCCAGCUCCCCGGGGAUGGUGGGGCAGGCUCUGAGCGGCCAUCUUCCUUCACCCCACGGGAUGGGGCAGGACAAGGCACCAGCCCUGGCCCCCUCCCGCUACCCCUACGCCCCGCCGCCGCUGCCGCCCUCCAGCUCCUCGGCCCAGUACCCCCAGCCCUCCCCAGCCCAGCCCUUGCCCAGUUACAGUGCCUCCUACGGCCACUCAUUCCCUCCGCCCAGCGGCCUCUCCGUCUCCAGCCAGCCCCCCAAGUACACCCAGCCCUCCCUGCCCUCCCAGCCCGUCUGGAGCCAGGGGCCCCCCCCCUACAGUCGCCCCGUGGGCAACCGCAGCCCGCCGCCCCCGCUCCCUCUCAGCGCCGCGCAGAUCAAGCAGGAGCCGUCGGAGGAGUACGAACCCCCCGAGAGCCCCGUGCCGCCUGCUCGCAGCCCCUCGCCGCCCCCCAAGGUGGUGGACGUGCCGAGCCACGCCAGCCAGUCAGCCAGAUUCAACAAACACCUGGACCGCGGCUUCAACUCCUGCUCCCGCACGGACCUGUACUUCGUGCCCCUGGACGGCUCCAAGCUGGCCAAGAAAAGGGCAGACUUGGUGGAGAAAGUGCGGCGAGAGGCUGAGCAGAAGGCGCGGGAAGAGAAGGAGCGGGAACGGGAACGGGAGCGGGAGAAGGAGCGGGAGAAGGAGCGGGAGAUGGAGAGGAGCGUGAAGAUGGCCCAGGAGGGCCGGCCAGUUGAGUGCUCGUCCCUCGGGCCGGUUCCCCACCGCCCCUCCUUCGAGCAGGGCAGUGCUGUAGCGACUGUUCCCCCGUACCUGGGCCCCGACACCCCAGCUCUGCGCACCCUCAGCGAAUACGCACGGCCCCACGUCAUGUCCCCCAGCAACCGCAACCACCCUUUCUAUGUGCCGCUGGGUGCGGUUGACCCGGGCUUGCUGGGGUACAACGUGCCGGCCAUCUACAGCAGUGAUCCAGCAACGCGGGAGCGAGAGCUGAGGGAGCGGGAAGCCCGCGAACGAGAUCUGAGGGACCGGGACCUGCGUGAACGUCUCAAGCCCGGCUUUGAAGUCAAGCCAGCCGAGUUGGAGCAGCUCCACGCUGUGCCAGCUGCUGCCAUGGAUCCAUUCCCACGCCACGGCGGGCUGAGUCUGCAGACGGCCCCCGGCCUUCAUCCCGCUUUUCCCUUCCACCCAGGGCUGGGCCACUUGGAGCGGGAGAGGCUGGCGCUGGCAGCCGGCCCGACCCUUCGUCCCGACAUGUCCUACGCCGAGCGCUUGGCAGCUGAGCGCCAGCACGCCGAGCGGGUGGCUGCUCUCAGCAAUGACCCUCUGGCCCGGCUGCAGAUGCUCAAUGUGACACCUCACCAUCAUCAGCAUUCCCACAUCCACUCCCACCUCCACCUCCACCAGCAGGAUGCCAUACAUGCAGCCUCGGCCUCUGUUCACCCUCUUAUCGAUCCGCUCGCCUCGGGAUCGCACCUCACCCGGAUACCAUACCCAGCUGGAACCAUCCCCAACCCUCUCCUGCCUCACCCUCUACAUGAGAACGAAGUGCUGCGCCACCAGCUUUUCGCUGCACCCUACAGGGACCUGCCGGGCUCUCUCUCCGCGCCCAUGUCGGCAGCACAUCAGCUCCAGGCCAUGCACGCGCAGUCAGCUGAGCUGCAGCGCCUGGCGCUGGAACAGCAGCAGUGGCUUCACGCCCAUCACCCUCUGCACGGCGUGCCGCUCCCGACGCAGGAGGAUUACUACAGCCACCUGAAGAAAGAAAGCGACAAACCCCUUUAA
Nipponia nippon (crested ibis) is the source of this 2960-nucleotide messenger RNA. The record is from RefSeq and is a predicted model, not a curated record. NCBI's taxonomy places the organism in Eukaryota, Metazoa, Chordata, Aves, Pelecaniformes, Threskiornithidae.